This is a messenger RNA of Drosophila bipectinata, 1797 nucleotides long. RefSeq lists its product as uncharacterized. NCBI's taxonomy places the organism in Eukaryota, Metazoa, Arthropoda, Insecta, Diptera, Drosophilidae. The record is from RefSeq and is a predicted model, not a curated record.
UAAUCGGUGUCUCAUCAGCUUCCAGACAGUUUUCAUCUCAAAACAAUAAUAAUAAUAAUAUAAAUAAUAAUAAGGAAAUCCAACAAGAAAAUAUUAAAAUACACAAUAAUUAUCCAAGAUGCUGUGUCGCGAUGAAUCGGGCUGUGUUUCGGCCCUAGUCUUGGCCAGUUUGUGCCUUGGCCUUUGUCGGGGCUAUUUCACUCUAGAGGUUGGAGAUCCCUGUCCCACACCCAGCUAUCGAAGUCGUUGCCAACCUGUCGAGGAUUGCGCGACCCUGACAUCCUAUUUCCAGACCGGCCGCCUCACCGUGAAGACCCUGAUGAACUGCGGCUAUACGUAUCGCAGUGAGAAGAUCUGUUGUCCCGUUGAGGAUGCCCAUACCCAAAACAGGAUAGAUCAGAGUACUACAACGAGUACAACCACACCAAGGACUACGACAAGGACCACAACAAGGACCACAACGAGAACAACGAUUAGGAGUACCACAACCCCUAUAGCCCCCUAUACCGAUAAUUGGGCGGAUAUUUUCCAAACGGAUCGGGAUUAUGUCAGCUCCUCCGUGAUAAAGGUAUCAACGGCUCAACGAGCUUCGCGGGAUAGUGUGGUAUUCCGGGACACCUCGGAGGGUGCCGAGUGUAAGGCGCCGUUAUAUGAGGGGCAGUGCCGUGCCGUCUCCAACUGCCCCAGUGUGGAGCCGUUGCUGAAACAGCGUCGUCUGAGGGACGAGGACUUCACCACCUGCCGCGAUGGCACCCGCGAGGAGAUCAUCUGUUGUCCCCUGAACUUGCCCCUGCAGCCUCGAGUCCAGAGUGAAACACGUCUGGGCGUAUCGAGUGAGUCGCUGUCGCCUCAGUCGCCACAGGAUCCCCAGGAGGCGGAGGUGAUAGCUCGAGCGGAUGCCCUUCUACCACAGUAUCGUCAUCUGGCCGCUCUGGCGCAUCCCAAUGCUGCUUUUGAUGGCCACUGGCAUCACUGUACCGCCAUGGUGUUGACUCCUCAGCUCCUUCUUAGCUCCGCAGGAUGCGAGAGGCCAAGUCAUGCAGUAUUCGGGGUGGCUGAUAUGCGGGAUGUGGAUGCUGAUGAGGAUUAUCUCACAGACAUUGUGCGCCUGGUUCCUUUCCACAAGGACCUCUCCUUGAUACGCCUCCAGGAGCCCCUCCAUUUGGAUGGACGGAUCGCGGCCAAUGUCAGUGUGGCUCCGGUCUGCAGCCAAUACGAGCUGACCCGCCUUCAGGUCAGCGGCAGGCUAGUAGCCGUGGCCUGGGGCAAGGGUGAUGAUACCGAUUGUCCUUUGUACGAAAUACCAAUGCGCCUACGUCCCACCUGGGCCUGCGGGGAUCUGCCCAAUUACGGCGGUGUCAAGGAUCUGGGAAGCUUACAUAUCUGCGUGGAACCGGAGAACGGCGUCAAGGAUCUGGGACGUUUCUCCAACUCCAGUACUUGCUUGCCGUGUCCCGCCUCAGUGGCCAGUGUCCUUCAUCUAGUACGACCCGCUGGUACACGGUGUGUCCUUGGUAUAGCCACGCCCACGGGCGCCGAUUGUGAUGCCCGGAUUAUGUAUUUCACGAGUCUUUUGAAUAACCAAUUUCGACAAUUUGUGGAAAACGAGGAAAAGCAAUAGUCGGUAGUACAAUUUAGGCUAAAUUAGAUAAAGAAAACAUAUUUAAACGUAGUUUAAGUUUUAGUUGUAGGACUAGCAAGGUCACACUGGCAAGCUGACUUGCUUUAAAUAUGAAUGUGGUCACUCUAGUGGACAACCAACAAAAUAGUCUUUAAAGUAAAAACUCAAUUACCUCA